This is a messenger RNA of Aureobasidium musti, 2970 nucleotides long. Lineage: Eukaryota; Fungi; Ascomycota; Dothideomycetes; Dothideales; Saccotheciaceae. The record is from the annotation of a GenBank genome assembly.
AUGAUUCGGUAUAGACGUUACAGGGCCUUCAUUGCCUUCACUGUCAUUGCCAUCUUGGCCACAUAUUACUUUGUAGGAUAUGGCAGCAUAGACCUGCCUUCGGCCAUCGGCGCAGGCGCCCUGAAGCAGGCUGGCAAUGACGCUGCAGCUGCCGCCAGAGAGAAGGCUCAAGCUGGUCUUGACCUGAUCAAACCUGAUGAACCCACGAAAGAGGAUAUACUUGGAGCUCUGCCACCGCUUCCGACCACUAAAGCAGCUGCUUCUACCACUUCAAUUCUUGCUGAAGCGCCGAUACCCUUGACCCAGGAUGCGUCCACUUCGUCCUCUUUAUCUUCUUCCUCCUCGUUCUCAGCCGCCGCCGUCGUAACGCAGUCGCUCAGUCGAACUCAACCUCAAGAUGCUGCCGCCAUCUUACCUAUACACGAGUUGGACGAUAUGACCGAGAUUGGCGAAGGCAGGGUUGAGAUACCUCCAGUCAAACAAGGCAUGGUCAGUGUACCUGCCAUACACUGGUCUAAGAUGCCCGAGCAUUUCCCCAUCUCAUCAACCAUUCAACUACCCACCGGCACUCCCAAGGCUAUUCCUCGUAUCCAGCAUAAGUUCAAGAAAGAGUCGUCUGCUGAAAAGGCCGAUAGAGAACAGAAGCUGAACAUUAUUGGGNGCGCAGUCUCACAUGCUUGGAGCGGAUACAGAGAGAAAGCUUGGAUGAGAGAUGAAGUCCGACCUGUUUCAGGCGGAGCUCGCGAUCCUUUCUGUGGAUGGGCUGCCACUUUGGUUGAUGCAUUGGACACACUCUGGAUUGUUGGCCUCAAGGAUGAGUUUGAUGAGGCCGUCAAGGCAGUCGGCGAGAUUGACUUCACCACUUCUCAGAGGAAAGAUAUUCCUCUUUUCGAGACUACCAUCCGCUACCUUGGUGGUAUGCUCUCGGCUUAUGACCUAAGUGGUGGUCAAUACAGGAUUUUGCUGGACAAGGCGGUUGAGCUUGCUGAAGUUCUGAUAGGUGCUUUCGACACGCCCAACAGGAUGCCCGUCACUUUCUACCGCUGGAUGCCGACUUUCGCUUCUCAGCCUCAUCGCGCUGGUACACAUGUUGUCUUGGCUGAGAUCGGUUCUCUUUCCGUGGAGUUCACUCGUCUAGCACAGCUAACGAAGGAGCCUAAGUACUACGAUGCUAUUGAUCGCAUUACUGAUGCCUUCCUGGAGUGGCAGAACGCUUCUGGUUCCAAUGCGACAUAUAUGCCAGGUUUGUUCCCCGUUCACAUCGAUGCUUCUGGUUGCGAAAAACCUGCUCAGAUCAAGUCCACCUAUUCUCAUCCUGCUGGAAAGGNNGGUGGCGAUGUGGCAGUAGGUGAUGGCAAGCCAGUCAUCCCUCAACGUCCAGUGACUCAGGGUCAAGGCACACGCACUGGUCCUUCUACCGAGAAGGACGGUUCUUCUCAGCCUGUCAAUGCUGGUGGAUCACAGAUGGGCUCAUCUUCUGCCGGUGGAGUGAGCAAGAUUGUUGGUUGGGACGAUCCUUUGACCGAAGGCGAUCUUGAUAAUCGCCGGCCAAAGGACAAAUCCUCUCAGACCAACAAUGCUGGUAGUUCGCAAGUAGAUACGUCCUCUGCUGGGGGUGUGGGCAAGAUCAUUGGUUGGGAUAAACCUCUCACCGAAGGUGAUCUUGACAGCCCUCAGGCGAAGGCUGCCGUCCUUGACUCGAACAGUGCAGAACUCAACAAGCGCCAAUUAGGUGAUCUCGAGAACCAGAAAGAAAAGGCUGCAGAAGAUGUCUUCCAAAAAGAGACUCAGGCUAGGAUGCAUACUCUCCAACAAGAUGUAUGUGUUCCUCGUGGACUGGCUUCGAGCGGCUCUGGUGGCUCUGAGACAUUCACCAUUGGUGGCAUGGCCGACUCUUUGUACGAAUACUUCCCUAAGCAGUAUCUUCUGCUCGGUGGAUUGGAAAAGAAAUACCAAACUCUGUACGAGCAGUCUAUUGAUGCCGUCACCAAGCAUCUCUUGUUCCGACCCAUGACUCCUCAAAACGCAGACAUUCUGUUCGUAGGCGAAUAUAGCGCCCACGCACCCACCAAAGAAGGCGCUGUCGAGGGUUCCUUCAAACCGGAAGGUGCUCACCUUUCUUGCUUCGCUGGCGGCAUGUACGCUAUGGGCGCCAAAAUAUUUGGACGUGACGAAGAUCUCGAACUGGGUGCUAAGUUGACUGAAGGCUGCGUUUGGGCUUACAACGCCACAGCCACUGGCAUCAUGCCCGAACACUUUNUGAUCUCGCAGUGCAAGAGCAUGACAGACUGCAAGUGGAACGAGACCAAGUACUGGGAAGAAUUGGAUCCUUACGCCGAAGCUCGCACCAAAGUCAACCUCCCAACAUCAUUAGGAGGAUCUCGUAAUGCACCUCAAGUCAACAGGAGAGACCUUGAUGGCCCUGCUGCAACAGUCCCUCACGUCCCUGCUCCUGCAGUCCCCAACAGCGUUCCCGAACUCGACAUUGCUACAUCAGCAGAACAAGCUCUACACGAAUAUAUCCCUCCCACACCGCCCACCCACGAAGAAUUUGUCCUCGCACGUAUCUCUGAAGAACGCCUUCCCACCGGCAUGACACGCCUCCUCAGCCGCAAAUACAUCCUCCGCCCCGAAGCCAUCGAAUCAGUCUUUUACAUGUAUCGCAUCACCGGCUCACCUCAUUGGCGCGAAGUCGGCUGGCAAAUGUUCCUCGCAGUUCAGAAAUACACUUACGCAACAUAUGGCGCUUCUGCCAUUGACGAUGUGACGAAAUCUCUUCCUACCCAAGAGGACAGUGAAGAGAGUUUCUGGCUAGCAGAGACGUUGAAGUAUUUCUAUUUGCUUUUUGAAGAGGAGGGGGUUAUUAGUCUUGAUGAGUGGGUUUUGAAUACUGAGGCUCAUCCGUUUAGACGACCGGAUGCUGGUGGUGUUGCUUCUGCUUCUGCUGUUGAUGGGGUAGAAGAGGCAUGA